GAAGAGCCGGGCUGUAAACGCGCGCGGGGUGCUGCGGCUCUGCGUGGCUCGUGCAGGGCCGUUGGAGCCUCUCCCGGAGCCGGAGAAGAGUUUGUGUCUCCCGGCUCUGGGCAUGCGCAGAUCUGGGGUGGGGGCAGUCACGCAUGCGCAGAGGCAGCGCUCAUCCGCUGCGGAGCUCCAGCCUCCAGAUCUCUUGGAGAGACAAGGCUACAGAAUAACGUCCACAUUUCGCUCCAGAACAUCCCGUCCUCCCAAGAGGAAGGAAAUGGCUGCAAUGGAGCUGGCUCAGGGGCCAGUGACUUUUGAGGAGGUGGCUGUGUAUUUCACCAGUGGAGAGGGGGCUCUGCUGGACCCCACUCAGAGAGACCUCUACAGGGAAGUCAUGCAGGAGAACUAUGAGACGGUGGUCUUUCUGGGGUUUCCAGUUUCCAAACCUGAUGUGAUCUCGCAGCUGGAACGAGGGGAAGAGCCGUGGGUUCCAGACCUCCAUGACUCUGAGAAAAAAGUGCUCCCGAGAGCUGCCUGCGCAGGUGUUGGGAUGGUGAGUGAGAAUGAGGAGAAUCCCCAGCAGGAAGAUGCUGAGCAAGUAGAACCACAUGGGACGUUAUCAGAAAGAUCCAAAGAGAAUGAUUCCAGGAGUUGUGCACUCCCAGAAAAAGCAAAAGCCUGUAAGACUCAGCAGAGGCCAGAGGAAAACUUCAGUAGCCACUCAGACCUUAUUACACGUGAGAGAAUCAACUUGAAAAAGACACGCUACACAUGCCAUGAGUGUGGGAAAAGCUUCAUUGGUAGUUCAGCCCUCAUCUUACAUCAGCGAAUCCACACAGGAGAGAUGCCCUACACAUGCUCUGAGUGCGGGAAAAGCUUCAAUCAGAGCUCUGCCCUGAUCACACAUCAGAUUAUCCACACGGAUGAGAAACCUUAUGGAUGUCCUGAGUGUGGGAAACGCUUCAAUUGGAGCUCACACCUUAUCAGUCAUAGGAGAAUCCACACGGGUGAGAAACCUUAUGGAUGCUUUGAGUGCGGGAAACGCUUCAAUGCUAGUUCAGCCCUCAUCUCACAUCAGCGAAUCCACACGGGAGAGACGCCCUACACAUGCUGUGAGUGCGGGAAAAGCUUCAAUCAGAGCUCUGCCCUGAUCACACAUCAGAGAAUCCACACAGGAGAGACGCCCUACACAUGCUGGUUUCCAGUUUCCAAACCUGAUGUGAUGUCGCAUCUGGAACGAGGGAAAGAGCCGUGGGUCCCAAACCUCCAGGGCUCUGAGAAAGAAGUGCUCCCAAGAGCUGCCUGCACAGGGAGUGACCUACAUCUGGAUUCUCUCUGUCACCCAUCAGGUGAUGGGAUGGUGAGUGAGAAUGAGGAAGAGAAACCCUGGCAGGAGGAUGCUGAGCAAGUAGAACCACAUGGGACGUUAUCAGGAAGAUCCAAAGGGAAUGUUUCCGGGAGUUGUGCACUCCCAGGAAAAGCAAAAGCCUGUGAGACUCAGCAGAGGCCAGAGGAAAACUUGAGUAGCCACACAGACCUUAUUACACGUGAGAGAAUCAACUUGGAAGAGAAACGCUACACAUGCCAUGAGUGUGGGAAAAGCUUCAGUCGGAGCUCAGCCCUUAUCACACAUUGUAGAAUCCACACAGGAGAGAAACCCUACACAUGCUCUGAGUGCGGGAAACGCUUCAGUUGGAGCUCAAACCUUUUCAAACAUCAGAGAAUUCACACGGGUGAGAAACCUUAUGGAUGCUCUGAGUGUGGGAAACGCUUCACUGAUAGUUCAACCCUCAUCUCACAUCAGCGACUCCACAUAGGAGCGACGCCCUACACAUGCUCCGAGUGUGGGAAAACCUUCAAUCAGCGCUCAAACCUUAAUAGACAUCAGAAAAUCCACACGGGAGAGACACCCUACACAUGCUCUGAGUGCGGGAAAAGCUUCCAUUAUAGCUCAAACCUUAUCACACAUCAGAGAAUCCAUACAGGAGAGACACCCUACACAUGCUCUGAAUGUGGGAAAAGGUUCAAUCGGAACUCAAACCUUAUCACACAUUGUAGAAUCCACACAGGAGAGACGCCCUACACAUGCUCUGAGUGUGGGAAAAGCUUUAAUCAGCAUUCACACCUUAUCAGACAUUGUGGAAUCCACAGAGGAGAGAUGCCCUACACAUGCUCUGAGUGUGGGAAAUGCUUCAGUCGGAGCUCACACCUUAUCACACAUCGGAGAAUCCAUACAGGAGAGAUGCCCUACACAUGCUCUGAAUGUGGGAAAAGCUUCAAUCACAGCUCAAACCUUAUCAGGCAUCAGAAAAUCCAUAUGAGAGAGAACUGUAAUAAAUGCCUUGACUAGGGCUGGCCAAAGAUUUUUUUUUUUUUAUUAAAUCACA
Molecule: messenger RNA, 2375 nt
Organism: Emys orbicularis (European pond turtle)
Lineage: Eukaryota; Metazoa; Chordata; Testudines; Emydidae
Product: zinc finger protein 93-like
Exons: 8
Coding region: 113-2338 (741 amino acids)
Biological process (GO): regulation of DNA-templated transcription
Source: RefSeq, a predicted model, not a curated record